Messenger RNA from Cydia fagiglandana, 613 nucleotides. Its product is annotated as cuticle protein 16.5-like. The transcript has 4 exons. The record is from RefSeq and is a predicted model, not a curated record. NCBI's taxonomy places the organism in Eukaryota, Metazoa, Arthropoda, Insecta, Lepidoptera, Tortricidae. Bases 11 to 613 code for a protein of 200 amino acids.
UAACACAAACAUGUCUCGCUUUGCUUUCCUGGUGUUGUGUGUCCAGGCUGGCCUGAUCCAGACUGCUCUCUGCGGGCGCCCAUGCGGUUGCAGUCAAAUCUCUUACGCGCCCUCCGGUUACAUUGGCGGCGUCGAAAAAGUCAUUGAGAACUACAGUGUUAGUGCGCCCAGCUGCAGCGUUAGUGCAUAUGAGUACAGUGCACCUAGCGUCAGCUACAGUGCGCCUAGCAUCAGCUUGAGUGCGCCUAGCAUCAGCUACAGUGCACCUAGUGUCAGCUACAGUGCGCCUAGCAUCGGCGUGAGUUCGCCUAGCAUCAGCUUGAGUGCGCCUAGCGUCAGCUACAGUGCGCCUAGCAUCAGCUUGAGUGCGCCUAGCGUCAGCGUGGGUGCAUCUAGCAUCAGCAGCGGCUACGGUGCGUCGUACGGCGGCGCGGGUUCCGGAGUCGUGAGCGCUGAAGGCCUCAUCGGUGCGUCCGGCACCACGGCCGUCGCCGGAUCCGUGCCGGUGCUCGGCUCGGUGGCGUUCAGUGGCGCAGUACCGGCGACGGGAUCCGUGUCCAUCCGGGGUCAGUGCGGGUGCGGUUGCAAUGAUGUUAGACAAAUAUUGAUCUAA